This is a messenger RNA of Psammomys obesus (fat sand rat), 2823 nucleotides long. RefSeq names its product leucine rich repeat containing 56 (gene Lrrc56). The coding region runs from base 559 to 2220 and encodes 553 amino acids. The record is from RefSeq and is a predicted model, not a curated record. NCBI's taxonomy places the organism in Eukaryota, Metazoa, Chordata, Mammalia, Rodentia, Muridae. Gene Ontology annotation, molecular function: protein binding. The transcript has 13 exons.
UCCUGGAGUGGCAGGGAGGGCGGUGUCGCGACCCGGGUGCUGCACUCAGCGAGUGAAGCCUAGUUUCGAGGUGCACAAGAGUGAGGAAGACGGUGCUUUCGAGCCCGGGAUUCCUCCGGAGAGAAACUGGCGUGUGCUCCGGUUGCGUCGCAGGGCCUGCCACAGAGCCCCUACCCUGCAGCCUCACCAGAGGCUCAAAGGCCCACGGAGCGGAAAGGUCGGUCAGUCGGGGACCUGGCGUCGAGGACAGUCAGCACCGCGGACGUGGCACACCAGAGGAAGACAGGGUCCGCCGGAACCCCAAGCUGCCUGUUCCCGUAGGCCGAGGUGGCGCGAAGGCCCCAUCCCGGGCCAGCGACAGCCCGUCGUACCGCGCUCCUCGUGGUUUGGAGAAGACCCCUACCUCCCCCAAACUCGAGAUCCCAAUCGUGCAGCAACUCAGACUGCGCCCCAGUUGAAGAACGAUCCCGGAAGUCAGAAAAGUGUUACAUGUAGACACAUGUGGCCCCCUUGCCCGGAUGUUUGAACUACAGCAGGAGCCAGCUACCUGCAGGUUGGAUGUGGAUGGACCCAGCCUGGGAUGGAUCCCAGGGGCCUCGGCCAGGCACAGCUAGCAUCCGGGUACGGGAGCUGAGCUGGCAGGGCCUAAACAACCCCUGCCCACAAAACAAGAGACUGGGCAGCCAUGGGGAUAUCCACAGGGAACAGCGGGUGGACGAGCACCUAACCCCUGCUCGGCUGCAGGCCCUGGCCCAGGUAGAUGACCUCCAACUGGUGAGGGUGCUGGAGAUGUGUGUGGACACCCGUAAGAACAGCCUGGGGAACUUCGGAAUGCACCUCCCUAACCUGAUCCAACUGAAGCUGAACCACAGCUGCCUGGGCUCCCUCAGAGACCUGGGCACUUCUCUGGGCCACCUGCAGGUGCUGUGGCUAGCCCGCUGUGGCCUGACUGACUUGGAUGGCAUUGGUUCCUUCUUGGCACUGAAGGAACUUUAUGUCUCCUACAACAACAUCUCGGACCUGAGCCCACUGUGCCUGCUCGAGCAGCUGGAGGUGCUGGACCUUGAGGGCAACGAUGUGGAGGACCUGGGGCAGAUGCGGUACCUGCAGCUGUGCCCACGGUUGGCCACGCUCACACUGGAGGGGAAUCUGGUGUGCUUGAAGCCAGACGCUGGCCCUUCUAAGGCACCCCAGGACUACAACUACAGGGCAGAGGUAAAGAAGCUCAUCCCCCAGCUCCACAUCCUAGAUGAGAUACCUACCACGUGCACCAAUCUGCCUGCUUCCCAGAAGCUGAACCAGGACUGGCUGAUGGUGAAGGAGGCCAUCAAGGAUGGCAGCGUGCUUGACAUUCUGCUCCCUCGGCUGGAUUGUCCCCAUGGAGCCACCAUUCGGAAACUUGACCCAACCUUGCCUAUGCCUGAGACCAAGCCAUGGGCCUUGUCCCUACUGGUUCCUGAGGGCCCCUUGCCUGAAGGUCUGCUUUCUGAGAACCCGACCACAGAAGACCAUGCCAGCAGCCUCACCCAUGGUCCAGGUCAAGUUCUCUGUGGGAACCCCACCAAAGGCCUGCGGGAACGUAGACACCAGUACCAGGAAUGGGCACCCCUGGAGCAGCUGCCCCCACAUAAGCCAGAUCUGACUAUCAGCCCCUUCACCCCAAGGCCUGACCCUGCAGAAAGCUGUGAGCUGGCCAUGACUGGGCUUCGGGCCUGGAGGGAUCCUGGCCUGCGUCCCCUCUUCCACAGACAGCUGGAGUUCCAGCCUGAAACACCCGCUCAGGUCACAGCCCAGGACCCACAGAAGGCUUCUGAAGAACAGGAAGACCAAACUGGGCCCAAGACUUCGCUAACCUCCCCACGCCUGGCCUCAGAAUUUUCCUGGACAUCAGGCUUUCACCUGAUCCCUUCUCCCCCAAAGUACCCAAUGCCACCUGAGUCAGGCGUCAGCUCCUCAGGGAGAUCUGCAGACCUGCCCUUCAGAGGACGUAGGCUUAGAGUCCUGGGCAGCUUGGGGCCUAGCCUGGGUGAGGGCUCUGUCUUGGGUGAGAGGUUGGCUGCAGUGACUGCCCUGAGAGCCCUGGAGGUGUCCUCAGGCCCCAGCCAUCGAGCCCAAGGAUGUUCAGACCCAAAGCCAGCACUGGGUCCAGCAGCUUGCCCUCCAGGCCUCCACUACCUUCAUCACCUGAACCCUAUUUCCCCCGCUCAUUCUCUCCCUUAGUGUAAACCCUCCCUUGCUGAGAUCUCUUGGCCUUGGUGGGGCCAAGGCUGAAGUGGCUAGAGAUGGGCCUGGGUUCUUUAGAUGUCCCAGGACUCUGGGUCACCUAUGUGUCCCAAGUUCUGAGCCUGCUUAUCCUAGGCCUCUGAAGGGCAAAACCAUCCUGGGUAGAUUUUCAGGUUUCCCCACGUGGAACAGUUCCUUUCUCUUGGGACACCAUAUACCCUCUCUAAAAGCCAAGCAAAUCACUUCGACUCUCAGGUGUGCUGAAAUGUGCUUUACUUUUUAAGCAACCAUUAGUUCAAUAAAUUAUGCAGCUGGCACUGCCUGCCUGGCCUGGCUGCCCUACAACCGCCGGCACAAUUCCUGGGUGAUGGGAGGGUAGCAGAGGAAGCGGAAGCCAUAUCUGCUCUCGGCUGUGCUCUGUACUGACAGGGCCACCAUGGGGCAAGUCAGGUCCACGCUUUUCCGGCACACCUGCAGAAAACACUGGGGCCUAAGAGCCAGUGGACUGGCAGACCAGAGAACCUGGGGCCACAGCAUCACACUCACCUGAACCCUGUGCUCCUGCCUACCCAACGCAUCUUCAAGACCCACUCUUGAGGC